CGUGUGCUGUACCCGCUAACAGUUAUCGCACGUAUAAAAAGAGAGGCCCCUACGGUUUAAGCCUUUCAGAGCGGAAAAGAAAAAAAACAGAGAGGAAGAAGGGCUCUGAGAGCUUCAAUCUUAAGAUGGAUCGGUACCAGAGGGUGGAGAAGCCAAGACCAGACACACCGAUUAAUGAGAAUGAGAUAAGGAUAACAACUCAGGGGAGAAUGCGCAACUACAUCACCUAUGCCACUAGCCUUCUUCAAGAAAAGGGAGCCAAUGAAAUUGUCCUGAAGGCUAUGGGAAGGGCUAUCAACAAAACUGUGAUGAUUGCAGAAUUGAUCAAGAGAAGGAUUGUUGGUUUACAUCAGAACACAGCAAUUGGUUCAACUGACAUAACGGACAUGUGGGAGCCUUUGGAAGAAGGCCUUCUUCCACUUGAAACUACAAGACAUGUAUCAAUGAUCACGAUUACUCUGUCUAAGAAGGAGCUCGACACAUCCUCAACUGGAUAUCAAUCACCAUUACCGGCAGAUCAGGUGAAACCAUGGAAUGAAUUUGACUAUGAAGGAGAGGGUUCACCUGGUUUAAGGGGCAGAGGACGUGGAGGGCGUGGAAGGGGCAGGCCCAGAGGGAACAUGAAUGGGGUGGGUGAAUACAAUGGAGAUGGAGGUUGGGAAGGUGGUCGUGGUUAUGGUCGAGGUCGAGGCCGUGGAAGGGGCCGCCCAUUCCGUGGGCAUGGACGUGGCUAUGGUGGUGGAGAAAUGCAGCAAGAGGCAGGCGGUUACAAUGACUUCGGUGGACCAGAUGCACCACCUGCACAAGGGCGAGGGCGUGGUCGUGGCAGGGGAAGGGGCCGUGGGCGGGGAGGACGUGGUGAUUAUAGAUCAGAUGGGCCGAUCCAGGCAGCAGCUGCAGGAGCGGAGGCCGGUUAAAGCUACUUGAUUGUGUAUCAGGGUAAGGGAACAGUUCAGCUUAGAAAAACAUAAUUGGGAUGCCUGCUCUGCUCGUGCAAGUGUUUUGUGGGAAGUUCUUUUAGAAAAGCAAAAAAGAAAAAGACUACAAUAGAUAGUGUCUAUGUAUUGUUCUUUUCUGUUGGAGAGCCGUCGCUGUUGCAUGGAGGUGGCAGCGGCUGUGUUUUUGUAGGUAGGGCGCUUCGUGAUUUAUUUUUAUUAACAUACAUCAAAAUUGUAAAAUUUAGUUUUCUUUUUGUUGUUGGAGAAUAAUAGAGCAGUACAUUCUUUUAUUCAUUAUGAGACCUUCUAGACUUCUAUUU
Messenger RNA from Amborella trichopoda, 1258 nucleotides. RefSeq lists its product as uncharacterized. Gene Ontology annotation, molecular function: RNA binding. NCBI's taxonomy places the organism in Eukaryota, Viridiplantae, Streptophyta, Magnoliopsida, Amborellales, Amborellaceae. The record is from RefSeq and is a predicted model, not a curated record.